AUCUCUACUAUAGCGUAGCCGUAUAUUAUAUACCCUGUGCGUUUUACGCUUUGUUUUUUCACAGGCGUCCUAUUUUGACGUUGCCCAAACAAAAGAUGGCGGCACGGGCGCCGGCUCCUACCAUAGAGGCUCUGGCUAGAGAAGCCCUGUAAGAGUUUUGUUGCUCAGUAUAGGAAGUUCGGGGCCAGUGAUCGGGAAAACUGCGUCUGCGCGAAGAUGGUGGAGGAGGCGAGUCUCCGCGUGGUUCGUUGUGGCGGCAGCGAGUUGAACUUUAGGAGAGCGGUUUUCUCUGCGGAUUCUAAGUAUAUCUUCUGUGUCUCCGGGGACUUCAUUAAAGUUUAUAGCACAGCUACAGAAGAAUGUGUACACAUAUUGCACGGGCACAGUGAUCUGGUCACCGGAAUCCAGCUCAACCCCAACAACCACCUACAGUUAUAUUCUUGUUCCUUUGAUGGCACAAUUAAGCUGUGGGACUAUAUAGAUGGCAUUUUGAUAAAGACUUUCAUAGUUGGACAUAAACUUCAUGCCCUCUUUACUGUUGCCCACACUGAGGAUUCUGUCUUUGUAACAAUAAAUAAAGAAAAACCAGAUACAUUUCAGCUGGUUUCAGUGAAGCUACCAAAAUCAUCAAGCCAGGAAAUAAAAGCCAAGGAGAUAUCCUUUGUUUUGGAUUAUAUAAACCAGUCACCUAAGUGCAUAGCCUUUGGAAAUAAGGGAGAAUAUGUUGCAGCAGUACGGGACUUUUACUUGUCUGUUUAUUUUUUCAAAAAGAAAACAACAUCAAGGUUUACUUUAUCAUCAUCAAGAAAUAAAAAACAUGCUAAGAACAAUUUUACAUGUGUUGCAUGCCACCCAAAAGAAGAUUGCGUAGCAUCCGGCCACAAGGAUGGCAAAAUUCGUCUUUGGAGAAAUUUUGAUGAUGAUAAGAAAUACACAUACACAUGUUUACAUUGGCAUCAUGAUAUGGUCAUGGAUUUGGCCUUUUCAGUAACAGGCACCAGUCUGCUGAGCGGCGGUCGUGAAUCUGUACUGGUAGAGUGGCGCAAUGCAACAGAAAAGAAUAAAGAGUUUCUUCCCCGUUUGGGAGCAACUAUUGAGCAUAUCUCAGUCUCACCUGCAGGGGAUUUGUUCUGUACCUCUCACUCUGAUAAUAAGAUAGUAGUCAUUCACCGAAACCUUGAGGCUUCAGCAGUAAUUCAAGGCCUAGUGAAAGACAGGAAUAUCUUUACCGGUUUGAUGAUUGAUCCAAGAACUAGAGCCUUGGUUUUGAAUGGAAAACCUGGCCACCUGCAGUUUUAUUCUCUCCAGAGUGAUAAGCAGUUAUACAAUUUAGAUAUUGUACAGCAAGAAUAUAUCAAUGAUACCAAUCUGAUCCAAAUUGAGCUGACAAAGGCUGCAUUUGGCUGCCAAGGCCACUGGCUUGCAACGGUGGAACAAUGGCAAGAAAAGGAAACUGAGCUUGAAUUGCAAAUGAAACUGUGGGCAUAUAAUAAGAAAACACAAGGGUUUAUUCUUAACACAAAGGUUAGCAUGCCACAUGAAGACCACAUCACAGCUCUCUGUUUCUGUAAUGCAGAAAAAUCUGAAAACCCCACCUUGGUUACAGCUAGUAAAGACGGUCACUUCAAAGUGUGGAUAUUAACAGAUGAUUCUGAUAUAUACAAAAAAGCUGUUGGCUGGACCUGUGACUUUGUUGGUAGCUACCACAAAUACCAAGCAACUAACUGUUGUUUUUCUGAAGAUGGCUCUUUACUUGCAGUUAGUUUUGAGGAAAUAGUCACAAUAUGGGAUUCAGAGACAUGGGAGCUUAAGUGUACAUUUUGCCAACGAGCUGGAAAAAUAAGGCACCUUUGCUUUGGACGAUUGACGUGCUCUAAGUAUCUUCUUGGUGCUACUGAAAAUGACAUCCUGUGCUGUUGGAAUCUGCUCAGUUGUACACUGGAGUGGAGUACAAAAUUGAACGUUAGCGUUAUGGGUCCUGAUCCUAAUUCAGAGAAUAUUGCUGCCAUCUCUCAGUCUUCAGUGGGUUCAGACCUGUUUGUAUUUAAACCUAGUGAGCCACGGCCAGUAUAUAUUCAAAAGAAUAUCUCCAGAGAGGAAGUGCACUGGGGAGUGUUCAUUCCACGGGAUGUCCCAGAAUCAUUCACCUCAGAAGCUUACCAGUGGCUGAACAGAUCCCAGUUUUACUUCCUGACGAAAUCACAGAGUUUACUGACAUUCAGUGCAAAGUCUCCAGAAGAGAAACUUACACCAACAAGCAAACAGCUACUAGCAGAAGAAAGUCUUCCGACAACCCCAUUUUAUUUCAUACUGGGAAAACACAGGCAACAGCAGGAUGAAAAAUUAAAUGAUGCUUUGGGGAAUGAGUUGGUACAACUACCCUUAACAGAAAACAUACCUGCAAUUAGUGAGCUUCUUCACACUCCAGCCCAUGUACUGCCAUCCGCUUCUUUUCUAUGCUCCAUGUUUAUAAACUCAUUGCUGCUGUCUAAGGAGAGUAAGAGUGCUGAAGAAAUUCCUGAUGAUGUAGAUAUGGAAGAAGAAAAAGAAAGUGAGGAUUCAGAUGAAGAAAAUGAUUUUACCGAAAAGGUCCAGGAUACAGACAGCAUAGAUUUGGGAGAAGAUAUUAUGCAUCAGUUGUCAAAAUCUGAAGAAAAAGAACUGAGGAAAUUAAGGAAAGUAGACUACAGCUGGAUAACUGCUCUUUAAGCAUUGUUGUUGAAGGGUGGGGGUCUUGUAGUUUGUUUUUGUUGUAUGUUGAUAUUCCAAAAACAUUUAUUUUAAUGUUAUUUCUGUUCUUAUAAUAAAAUAUUAAAUAUUAUUAGCAGGCUUACUUUUUAAAGAACUGAUAAUUUGAAGCUGUAUUUGUAUCGUGCUUUAUGGUCUGUUGGGUACAUUCACAUAGACAUCAUCUCAUUUUUAUUUUGGAUCACACAUCAGCCUUAUAAAAUAGGUAUUUUUUCCACAGGUAAUACAGCAAAACUGCUCUACCCUUAUCUGCAGUUCUGAGAUAUAAAAAGUUUUGAAAAUCAAGAUUUUUGUUGGUGUCAUUUUAAGUUUGACACCAAAACUUAUUUGGUGGCCAAGUAUGACCUGAACUGAUAUGAGGUUGUUUCCAAAUCGACUACAUCUAUGGAAAGAGACAAUGGAAAAACUCAAUAUCAUCAGUCAGAACAAGGCCAGAGGCUGACUGGAUCAGACCAUCAAUUACUCAUAUGCAAGUUCAAGCUGAAACUGAAGAAAAUUAGAACAAGUCCACGAGAGCCAAAGUUUGACCUUCAGUAUAUCCCACCUGAAUUUAGAGACCAUCUCAAAAACAGAUUUGACACGUUGAACACUAAUGAUCGAAGACCAGACAAAUAGUGGAAUGACACCAAAGACAUCAUACAUGAAGAAAGCAAGAGGUCAUUAGAAACACAGGAGAGAAAGAAGAUACUCUGAAAUUUGCUCUUGAACAUUGAUUAGCUAAAGGAAAAAAUGAUGAAGUAAAAGAGCUGAACAGAAGAUUUCAAAGGGUGGCUCAAGAAGACAAAGUAUGAUGUUGUGUUCAAAGACCUGGAGAUAGAAAACCAAAAGAAAAGAACACACUCAGCAUUUCUCAAGCUGAAAGAAUUCAAGAAAAACUUCAAGACUCAAGUUGCAAUACUGAAGGAUUCUAUGGGGAAAAUAUUAAAUGAUGCAGGAAGCAUCAAAAGAAGCUGAUGGAAGGAAUGCACAGAGUCACUAUACCAACCAACCGUGUAUGUUCAUCCAUUUCAGGGAUGGUCAGAAACCGGUGGUGCUGAAGGAAGAAGUCCAAGCUGCACUGAAGGCAUUGGCAAAAACGAAGACUCCGGGAAUUGACAGAAUACUAAGUGAGAUGUUUCAACAAAUGGAUGCAGUGCUGGAAGUGCUCAUUUGCUUAUGCCAAAAAAUUUGGAAGACAGCUACCUGGCCAACCCACCGCAAGAGAUCCAUAUUUAUGUCUAUUCCCAAGAAAGGUGAUCUAACCAAAUGCAGAAAUUACCAAACAAUAUCGUUAAUAUCACACGCAAGCAAAAUUUUGCUGAAUCUCAUUCAAAAGUGGCUGCAGCAGUAUAUCAACAGGGAACUAUUAGGAAAUCCAAGUCAGAUUCAGAAGAGGACAUGGAACCAAGGGUAUUGUUGCUGAUGUCAGAUCGAUCCUGGCUGAAAGAGAAUACCAGAAAGAUGUUUACCUGUGUUUUAUUGACUAUGCUAAGGCAUUCGACUCUGUGGAUCAUAACAGAUUAUGGAUAACAUUGCAGAAUAUGGGAAUUCAGAACACUUAAUUGUCUUCAUGAGGAAUCUGUACAUGGAUCAAAAAGCAGUCAUUAGAACAGAACAAGGGGAUACUGCAUGGUUUAAAGUCAUGUGUGUGUCAGUGUUGUAUCCUUUCACCAUACUUUAUAUGUUGAGCAAAAAGUCUGAGAAGCUGGAUUAUAUGAAGAAGAACGGGGCAUCAGGAUUGGAGGGAGACUCAUUAAAAACCUGCAUUAUGCAGAUGACACAACCUUGCUUGCUGAAAGUAAAGAGAACUAGAAGCACUUACUGAUGAAGAUCAAAGACUAUAGGCUUCAGUACGGACUACACCUCAACAUAAAACAAAAAUCCUCACAACUGGACUAAUAAGCAACAUCAUGAUAAAUGGAGAAAAGAUUGAGGUUGUCAAGGAUUUCAUUUUACUUGGAUCCACAAUCAACACCCAUGGAAGCAGUAGUCAGGAAUUCAAAAGACACAUUGCAUUGGGUAAAUCCGCUGCAAGAGAUCUCUUGGAAGUGUUAAAAAGCAAAGAUGUCACCUUGAAGACUAAGGUGUGCCUGACCCAAGCCAUGGUGUUUUCAGUCACCUCAUACGCAUGCGAAAGCUGGGCAAUGAAUAAGGAAGACCGAAGAAAGAACGGAUGACUUUGAGUUGUGGUGUUGGUGAAGAAUACUGAAUAUACCAUGGACUGCCAAAAGAAAAUGAACAAAUCUGUCUUGGAAGAAGUACAACCAGAAUGCUUCUUAGAAACAAGGAUGGCGAGACUACAUCUCACAUUCUUUCUUUGGCCAUGUUAUCAGUAGGGAUCAGUCCCUGGAGGAGGACGUCAUGCUUGGUAAAGUAGAAGGUCAGUGAAAAAGAAGGAGACCCUCAAAGAGAUGGAUUGACACAAUGGCUGCAACAACGGGCUCAAGCAUAAUAGCACAGUUGUGAGGAUGGUGUAGGACCGUGCAGUGUUUCGUUCUGUUGUGCAUAGGGUCGCAAUGAGUCAGAAAUGACUCGAAGGUACCUAACAACAACAAGACUUGUAAAUGGCACUGAUUUUUCUGUGAGGCUGCUUUAUCUGAACUAUUCUAGAAAUUGUACUUUCUUCUGUUAGUUGUGUUUCUCAAUAGUCAUGAAAGAGGCAGAAUUAUCCUACGACACCAGAGACUCAAGAUCCUAUGUCACCACGUACAAUCCUAACUGAAGUGGUAAAAGACAAGACCCAGGAAGGAUUUAAGAUCACGGGUAGAUUAUUUAUCUUUGAUGAAUACCUCUGAGAUUAAAGAGAAAUAGAAGUGGAAGCAACUGGCUUUAGGUCAUAGUAUCCUAUGGGAGUGGAACAGAAUCAACCAGAGAGAUGCAAUCAGUGGUUAAAUUGCUCAAACUGCUUUUGUUUCUCCUUCGUAUAAAUUGAAGUAAGACAAAAUGACCUCUUCUAGCUCUGAUACUCUGACCGCAAAACUAAGAUGCUGGAGUGAUUUGGUUUAGCUCCCACUCCCACUCAAUACUGCAAAACACCACGACACCGAUCUUGCAAAUACUAAAUCUGUGAUUGAUGUAUAUAAAUAUGGAAACCCUGGUGGCGUAGUGGUUAAGUACUACGGCUGCUAACCAAAGGGCCGGCAGUUCGAGUCCAUCAGGCGCUCCUUGGACACUCUAUGGGGCAGUUCUACUCUGUC
This is a messenger RNA of Loxodonta africana (African savanna elephant), 5924 nucleotides long. RefSeq names its product WD repeat domain 75 (gene WDR75). Lineage: Eukaryota; Metazoa; Chordata; Mammalia; Proboscidea; Elephantidae. Gene Ontology annotation, molecular function: RNA binding; protein binding. Gene Ontology annotation, biological process: positive regulation of rRNA processing; positive regulation of transcription by RNA polymerase I. Bases 217 to 2709 code for a protein of 830 amino acids. Gene Ontology annotation, cellular component: nucleolus. The transcript is spliced from 21 exons. The record is from RefSeq and is a predicted model, not a curated record.